AUGCUGUCGUCCAGCUUGCGACGCCUGGCAUUGGGGCUGGGCUUCCUCUCAGCAUCAUGUCUCGCCGCCGCCCAGAAGAACUACACCCAGGUGGACAUGCUGCGCGCACAGCUCGCCCUGUUAGGCGACAGACCGGGUGACUGUCCUCCAUGCUUCAACUGUCUUCUGCCCGCCUACGAGUGCGGCCAGUUCGCCGACUGCAAUACAUAUAACGGGAAAUGCGACUGCCCAGCGGGUUUCGGCGGAGACGACUGUCUAGAACCAACUUGCGGAUCGCUCUCGCGAGGCAAAGAUAGACCGAUACGAAGCGGCGAUACUUGCGAUUGCGACGAAGGAUGGACUGGCAUCAACUGCAAUGUCUGCACAGAGAACGCUGCUUGCGACGCCCUGAUGGAAACUAAAGAGGGCGGUGUUUGCUAUCAGAAUGGCGAAGUUGUACAGAACAACUACCAGAUGUGCAGUGUCACCAAUGAGAAGAUCCUCUCCAUGCUUGACGGCAAGGUGCCACAGGCGAGCUUCACCUGCCAUAAGGAGACCGGCGUCUGUGAUUUCCAGUUCUGGAUUGACCGGUCUGAGUCCUUCUAUUGCCACCUCCAGAACUGCGAAUCGAGCGCCGAUUUCACGUCAGACCAGAACAGCACCUCCUACAAAUGUCCAGAUGUCGAGUGUAGCUGUAUCGCGGACCGCUUCCUCUGCGGUGCCGACGGAUCUAUCGACUUGACCGACUUCCUCAAGGAGGAGAUUGGAGGUCCAGCCACUUUCGACUGCAUGCAAGAAAAUGGGGGGAUCAAUGCUUGCAAGUUCAAGGAGCCGGCCCUGGACUGGAUGACGCAGAGUAUUUUUGGAGACGAGAGCAUCAAGCUGGAGUGUCGCGCUGGCGAAUGUCUCUACCAUACCGAGGUGCCCGGAUAUCAGCGACCGAUCAAGAAGAUCAACACACCCUUGAUUGCAGGCGUCAUUGCUGGCUGCUCUUUGUUCGUCGUUGCAGUUAUCCUGCUGACCUGGUACCUCUCACGACGGCAAUACAGACACGGGCCCAUCCACUUGGACGAUUCCGAUGAUGAGGCCACAAAGCUCAUGACGGACCACAGACCGGCCACGCUCUACUUUGAGAAUGUCUCCUAUGGACUCAACGGAAAGCCGAUUCUCAACAAUAUCCAGGGAAUUGCGCAUCCUGGAGAAAUAACGGCCAUCAUGGGUGCGUCCGGUGCAGGAAAAACGAGCUUCUUGGAUAUACUUGCCCGCAAGAACAAGCGAGGCCAGACAGCGGGCGAAUUCUACGUAAACGGUGAAAAGGUCACCGAUACCGAAUUCAAGAGCGUAGUCGGGUUUGUUGAUCAGGAAGAUACUAUGCUCCCUACACUUACGGUACAUGAGACCAUACUUACCAGCGCUCUUCUUCGGCUGCCUCGUGGUAUGGGCCGCGUUGUGAAGGAACAACGGGCAUUUGAAGUCGAGAAGCAGCUUGGUAUUUACCAUAUCCGGGAUUCGUUGAUUGGAUCUGAGGAGGGCAAAGGCAGAGGCAUAUCCGGUGGAGAGAAGCGACGUGUGGGCAUUGCCUGCGAACUCGUCACCAGCCCCUCUAUCCUGUUCCUUGAUGAGCCGACCAGCGGUCUUGAUGCCUACAACGCCUUCAACGUCAUCGAGUGCCUCGUCACACUUGCAAAGACGUACAAGCGAACUGUCAUCUUCACCAUCCACCAACCAAGAUCGAACAUCGUUGCCCUAUUUGACCGACUAAUUCUUCUGGCUCAGGGGAAGACGGUGUAUUCCGGACCUUUUUCCCAAUGUCAGGAGUAUUUCGACCAGGUCGGAUAUUCCUGCCCGCCAGGAUUCAAUAUUGCUGAUUACCUGGUCGAUCUCACCAUGCAUGCUGGAAACGCCGGUACUUUCGACGAUGGUAGCAUUGUGCGCGAUGUUGCCAGUCUUGGUCCAAGUAGUACCAGAGGCGUUAAAUCGGUAGCAAGUAUAUCAGGCAACAGCACAGCAGAAGACAGCACUGCCGAGCCAUCGACAAGCCGCCCGAGACACAAGCGCAAGGAUUCCAUCCGGGCACGACAGGAACGAGAGCUCUUCACCAGGCGGAGAACGGACACGGCUGCUUCGUCUGACGCCGAAGAAGAUGUUGGAGGUUACAAACUGCACAAGCAACCGGCUGGAGCUGUGCCGCCCAAGCCGAUCAUCGAGGAUGUCCAUGAUCUCCCUCCGGAUGCUGGGACGAAUCUGGAUGGCCUCGUCCAAUCAUACGUGGACUCUGACAUUGCAGACAAUAUUCGCAACGAGAUCCAGCAAGCUGUUGGUGGUGCCCGAGAAGCAAAUGGUCAGAAUGGCCACGCUGCGGGUGGCGCGAACGGCAACAUUAGCGCGAUUGGUCGUGGCUAUGCGAGAAUCGGUUAUUUGCGACAGUUCGUCAUCCUGUCAGAACGAACGUGGAAGAACCUCUACCGCAACCCGCUCCUGAUGCUGACCCAUUAUGCCAUUGCAAUCCUACUAGCCGUCCUCUCGGGCUAUCUCUUCUAUGGUCUGACGGACGACAUUCCGGGCUUCCAGAACCGACUCGGUCUAUUCUUCUUCCUGCUCGCCCUGUUUGGCUUCAGCACACUGACAAGCUUGAACGUGUUUGCUUCCGAACGGCUUCUAUUCGUUCGCGAGAGAGCCAAUGGGUACUAUUCGCCCAUUACGUACUUUGUCGCCAAGGUUCUCUUCGACAUCAUCCCUCUCAGGAUCAUCCCGCCGAUCCUAAUGGGAGCUAUCAUAUACCCCAUGACGGGUCUCAUACCAGAUGCGCCACACUUCUUUACCUUUAUGCUGAUCCUCGUUCUCUUCAACCUUGCGGCAGCGGCCAUUUGUCUUUUCAUCGGCAUAGUCUGCAAGGAUGGCAGUGUUGCUAACCUGAUUGGGAGCUUGGUCAUGCUUUUCUCUCUGCUGUUUGCUGGUCUGCUGCUCAACCACGACAAGAUACCCGAUGCCGCCAUGUGGUUGCAGUCACUAUCCAUCUUCCACUACGGCUUCGAGGCUCUGAUCGUCAACGAGGUCAUCAAACUGACUCUCGUCGACAAGAAAUAUGGGCUGGACAUUACGGUCCCUGGAGCGGCGAUUCUGAGCUCUUUCGGGUUUGACAACUCGGCGAAGUGGAUGGACGUGGUCAAUCUGGGCAUAUUCGCUGCAGUGUUUGUAGUGUUGGCAUACGGGGCGAUGCAUUUCUUGCUCGUCGAGAGGCGGUAG
This is a messenger RNA of Anthostomella pinea, 3225 nucleotides long. The record is from the annotation of a GenBank genome assembly. Lineage: Eukaryota; Fungi; Ascomycota; Sordariomycetes; Xylariales; Xylariaceae.